This is a messenger RNA of Macrosteles quadrilineatus (aster leafhopper), 1905 nucleotides long. Its product is annotated as epidermal retinol dehydrogenase 2-like. The transcript is spliced from 7 exons. Bases 113 to 1042 code for a protein of 309 amino acids. The record is from RefSeq and is a predicted model, not a curated record. Gene Ontology annotation, cellular component: lipid droplet. Gene Ontology annotation, molecular function: oxidoreductase activity, acting on the CH-OH group of donors, NAD or NADP as acceptor. Lineage: Eukaryota; Metazoa; Arthropoda; Insecta; Hemiptera; Cicadellidae.
GUUGAGGAAGAGCUUCAUGGUUAACCACUCUGUCCUGCCCAGGUAGAACUGUGUGCAGUCUACAGUUAUAUCGUCACCAGCUACACGACCGAGUCAGAUUCACACGGCAGCCAUGGACCAAAGCCCUGGUGAGAUGUUGAAGCUGGGUCUGAGAUCGUGUUUGGCUAUGUACUACUCUAUUUAUCUCAGCCUGCUCGAGAUUUGGCACUACUUCUAUCCCAAGCCAGGGAAAAGCCUCGUGGGAAAACAUGUUUUGAUAACCGGUGGGGGUGGAGCCCUAGGUAGAGAACUCGCCCUCAGCUUCGCCAAGGAGGGCUGUCAUGUCACAGUUGUGGACGUUAAUGAGACGGAAUGUCAAGAAACAUCACGUCUGGUACAACAAGAACACGUGGCUGUGAAGGAUCACGUGACCAGUUACAGGCUGGAUGUGACGUCACGAGAUGACGUCAGCAGCUUCGCCAAGAGGGUGACGUCAGAGAAGGGGCCUGUGGAUAUCCUGGUGAACAACGCGGGAAUCGUCCAGGCGGGAAGUCUUCUGAGCACAUCGGAGGACCAGAUAAUGAGAAUCAUAGACGUCAACUUGCUCGCUCAGUUCUGGACGAUAAAGGCGUUCCUACCAGGAAUGAUAGAGAGACCCACCGGAGGCCACAUAGUUGCUAUUUCAUCCGCUGCAGCGCUAGCAGUCGCUGCGAACAUAGCACCCUACACAGCUUCCAAGGCUGGAGUUUCAGCUUUGAUGGGCUGUUUGAGAGAGGAGUUGAGGAAGCAUCAUAGACACAUCAAAACCACAACCGUACAACCGUUCUUUCUAGCACCACCCCAGGACAAGAAACAUUGGGAAGUCAAGUCUGUGCUACCUGACAUAACUGCUGCUUCAGUAGCAAGAGCUACAGUUAGGGCUGUCAAGAGAGAAAAAGUCACACUCACCAUUCCUACAUACCUCUAUUUCGUCAUGUACUACGUCAGGUUGAUACCCGCCAAAGCAGCCGACUGGUGGAGAGAUAUAUUCGCAGCUGAUAUUGACUCGAUCAAGAACAAAUAAACAGAAACUACUCUUUGUAAUUUACAUAAAUUUGAAAAAGUUUAAAAGUUUUGUCUCUAUUGUAAGAUUCGCUUUUGUACUAGCUUUAAUUUGAUUUGAUUCGGAUCGAUAACUAGUAUAGUAUAAUAUGAUUAUUAUUACCAGUUUCCAAUAAAUUUUUAACUGUUUUGUAUACUCGUUAAACUCAAUAUUCAUGUAAACUAUUAACAGUUGCAAUAAGGAAACCUCAAUUUCAAAAUAGAAUCCCAUACUAAACCCAACGCAAUAUCACAAUUACCAGCACUAAACAUGUUUAAUAUUAACAUAUUAACACGUGUUAAUGUUUCGUUUAUCGUAACAACCAAUUUAAGCCAAAUCAAUGUUUACGGUGUAUUCACAAUUACCCUUUGAUCAUUUGGUGAUUAAACCCGUUUUAUUGUCCAAUGCGUCAAACAUACAAUUAAAAUUAGUCUUGUAUUUUUAUCCUCCUUAGUAAUAGGACAACCUCUUUUUAUUUACUCAAAAUCAUACAAUUGAAGGGAGAAAUGUCUACACUCGUAUUAUAUGUAUCUUCAAUUCGUUUGUUACUAGCCCCGUAAGCGUCUCAGACAGGUGGGAGGGAACGGUUUCGAUCCCUAGGAUGCGGGGUUCGUACCACGUGCCCUUAAAGCAUAACUAAUUGAAAGAAAUAAUUGAAAAUUUAGAUGUGAAAUAGGAUGUUGUAUUGAUGAUUUGGCUUUUGUCUAGUGACUCAGGUUAUAAACCACAUGACUAACCUUCUGCCAGCUACACCAUGUGUUCACCUUACAUUAUUAGUUUUGAAAAAUGUUGUUAAAUGUUUUCGUGUACGUGUUUGUGUUAAGUGUGUGUGACAAUAAAUUGUU